Molecule: messenger RNA, 819 nt
Organism: Microdochium trichocladiopsis
Lineage: Eukaryota; Fungi; Ascomycota; Sordariomycetes; Xylariales; Microdochiaceae
Exons: 1
Coding region: 1-819 (272 amino acids)
Source: RefSeq, a predicted model, not a curated record
AUGUGGUCCGACCGGUGUUCUUAUCCAAGCUUGGAUUGUCCCACAACCACGGCUGGUCCACGACGACGCACGUCAUCAAGCCAGAGACAGUCACCUUACCCGAGCCACCAUCAAUUCCGCACCACAAAAGGCACCUUCUUCGAAGUUGCACUCGUCUCUCAACAUCAUCAAGGGAGCGAAAAGACGUCGCCGUGGCUCACUGAUGAUGACGAUGAUGGACGUCAAGACUCCCCAACAAGCUCCACCAGCCGGACAACUACCCCAGACUUGACACGCCAGCGAUCACUUUCAUCGUCUUCCUUUGCAACAAGCAACUGGUCACCCUCACCAGUGACGGGGGCAGUCGGAUUCCCUUCGAUGCAAAGCGGCAUACAGCGACAUGAGGCGGAUCAAGCCAUGACAGUACGACCAGAGGCAGAGCCCACGCUGCUGGGCACCCUGAUCACGAUCGACUCGCACGCAUGGACAGACAGAGGCAAGGCCGAUUACUGGAUGUGUUAUACAUGCACGAGGAGACUCCCACCCGAGGACUUCAAGUGCGAACAGACAUUCAAAGUCCGACUCGGUGACCACUGGGACAGCCCUUCUGUGCACCUCCGAAGGUUUUGCAUCCCGUGCGGGAUCAAGCUCGGUGCCCACCGGCCCGGGCCCGUCUUUGAGACCAAGCAUGCGACGACGAGGCGAUGGAUAUGCAACUGCCUGCGGAUCCAUGACGCGGGAGUCAGCAUCUGCCCCAAGUGCAACCGGCUCAGCACCCCUACCGAGCAGGCGGGAGUGUACACGUUCCAGGUUUCGAUUUCUCCUUCACCAUCGUUAUGA